Thyridium curvatum is the source of this 1422-nucleotide messenger RNA. RefSeq lists its product as uncharacterized. Lineage: Eukaryota; Fungi; Ascomycota; Sordariomycetes; Thyridiales; Thyridiaceae. Gene Ontology annotation, cellular component: endoplasmic reticulum membrane. Gene Ontology annotation, molecular function: heme binding; iron ion binding; stearoyl-CoA 9-desaturase activity. The transcript is spliced from 2 exons. Bases 1 to 1422 code for a protein of 473 amino acids. The record is from RefSeq and is a predicted model, not a curated record. Gene Ontology annotation, biological process: unsaturated fatty acid biosynthetic process.
AUGGCGUCCUCGUCCUCCUCGGUGAAGCAGGCCGAGGCCUUCCCUGAUGGGACCACCGACUUCAAGCCCAUGCGAGGCAAGGCUUACGAUAUUCGCAAGCCGCACAUCAGCGAGCAGCCCAUGACGCUGAAGAACUGGUACAAGCACGUCAACUGGCUCAACGUCUACUUCAUCCUCUUCAUCCCUCUGUGCGGCCUCAUCUCCACGUACUGGAUCCGGGCCCAUCCCUACACCAUCCUUUUCGCCGUUGUCUACUACUUCAACUGUGGACUCGGUAUCACGGGAGGUUAUCACCGUCUUUGGGCCCACACUUCGUUCAAGGCCACUCUCCCGCUGAGGAUCUACCUCGCCGCCGUCGGUGCUGGUGCGAUGCAGGGUUCUAUCCGGUGGUGGUCUCGCGACCACCGUGCCCAUCACCGUUACACCGACACGGAGAAGGACCCUUACUCCGUCCGCAAGGGUCUCCUCUACUCGCACAUCGGCUGGAUGGUCAUGAAGCAGAACCCCAGGCGUAUUGGCCGCACCGACAUCUCCGACCUCAAUGAGGACCCCGUCGUCGUCUGGCAGCACACCAACUACAUCAAGUGCGUUCUGACCAUGGCUCUCGGCUUCCCUACCCUUGUCUGCGGACUGGGCUGGAACGACUGGCUCGGCGGCUUCGUCUAUGCCGGUAUUCUCCGCGUUUUCUUCAUCCAGCAGGCCACCUUCUGCGUCAACUCGCUCGCCCACUGGCUCGGCGACCAGCCCUUUGAUGACCGCAACUCGCCCCGUGACCACGUCAUCACCGCUCUGGUUACCCUCGGCGAGGGCUACCACAACUUCCACCACGAGUUCCCCUCCGACUACCGCAACGCGAUCCAAUGGUGGCAGUACGACCCCACCAAGUGGUCCAUCUGGACAUGGAAGCAGCUGGGUCUGGCCUAUGACCUGAAGCAGUUCCGCCAGAACGAGAUCGAGAAGGGCCGUCUUCAGCAGCUGCAGAAGAAGCUCGACCAGAAGCGCGCCACCCUCGACUGGGGUAUCCCCCUAGAGCAGCUCCCCGUCAUCUCGUGGGACGACUUUGUUGAGCAGUCCAAGAACGGCAAGGCUCUCACUGCUAUUGCCGGUGUCAUCCACGACGUGACCGACUUCAUCAAGGACCACCCCGGUGGCAAGGCCCUCAUCUCGUCUGCCAUCGGCAAGGACGCCACGGCCAUCUUCAACGGCGGUGUCUACAACCACUCCAACGCCGCUCACAACCUGCUCUCGACCAUGAGAGUCGGCGUCCUGAGGGGUGGCUGCGAGGUGGAGAUCUGGAAGCGUGCUCAGUACGAGAGCAAGGACGUCUCAUACGUCACCGACUCGGAAGGUCGACGUAUCGUCCGUGCUGGCGAGCAGCUGACACGAGUUGCCCAGCCCAUCGCCAAUGCCCACGCUGCAUAG